Messenger RNA from Echinops telfairi (small Madagascar hedgehog), 204 nucleotides. Its product is annotated as beta-defensin 103A-like. Gene Ontology annotation, cellular component: extracellular region. Gene Ontology annotation, molecular function: CCR6 chemokine receptor binding; chemoattractant activity. The transcript has 2 exons. NCBI's taxonomy places the organism in Eukaryota, Metazoa, Chordata, Mammalia, Afrosoricida, Tenrecidae. The record is from RefSeq and is a predicted model, not a curated record. Gene Ontology annotation, biological process: cell chemotaxis; defense response to bacterium. The coding region runs from base 1 to 204 and encodes 67 amino acids.
AUGCGGCUCCACUAUCUUCUCUUUGCAUUAGUCUUCUUGUUCUUGGUUCCUGUUCCAGGUAACGGAAUAUUCAUAAGUGCAAUACAAAAAUAUUUCUGCAAAAUAAGAAGCGGCAGGUGUGCCAUCCUGGGCUGCCUUCCAAAGGAGGAACAGAUAGGCCGCUGUUCAUUAGGCGGCCGGAAAUGCUGCCGACGAAAGAAGUAA